AUGUCCGACGACUCUGCCCCCAUCGCUCAGGAAUUCCUGAAGUUCUACUAUGCGGCCUUCGAGUCAGAUCGCCAACAACUGGCUCCUCUCUACCGCAACAACUCCAAGCUCAGCCAUGAGGACAACUCCCUUACAGGCGUUGAGAAGAUUCUAUCCCAUAUCUCGAGCAUGCCCCAAGUGAAGCGCGAGCUUGUCAACAUGUACUCCCACUAUACGAAUGAGAAUAAGAAUGCCAUCAUGAUCAUGAUGCACGGUCACCUCCUUGCCUCCGACACCCAGCGUAUGAACUUUGUUCACGUCUUCAGCCUGCAACAGGAGCCUAAUGGCGGCUUUUACAUUGCCAGUGAGAUGUAUCAGCUUGUGUUCAACGCCUAG
Messenger RNA from Penicillium nucicola, 375 nucleotides. Its product is annotated as nuclear transport factor 2 family protein. The transcript has 6 exons. The record is from RefSeq and is a predicted model, not a curated record. Gene Ontology annotation, biological process: protein import into nucleus. Gene Ontology annotation, cellular component: nuclear pore central transport channel. NCBI's taxonomy places the organism in Eukaryota, Fungi, Ascomycota, Eurotiomycetes, Eurotiales, Aspergillaceae. The coding region runs from base 1 to 375 and encodes 124 amino acids.